Messenger RNA from Castor canadensis (American beaver), 2305 nucleotides. RefSeq names its product insulin like growth factor 2 (gene Igf2). Gene Ontology annotation, molecular function: protein serine/threonine kinase activator activity; hormone activity; insulin-like growth factor receptor binding. The record is from RefSeq and is a predicted model, not a curated record. Gene Ontology annotation, cellular component: extracellular region. NCBI's taxonomy places the organism in Eukaryota, Metazoa, Chordata, Mammalia, Rodentia, Castoridae. Gene Ontology annotation, biological process: positive regulation of insulin receptor signaling pathway; regulation of muscle cell differentiation; positive regulation of activated T cell proliferation.
CCCAGCCCUCCCCGGCGCGCAGCCCGGCCGCUCCCCCUUCCGCGCUGCGUCCCGAGCGGCCGUGGCGCCGCCACGCCUGUUCCCCACCCGAAGCCCGGGCUUGCGACGGCAGAGGGCUCCGUCGGCCCAAACCGAGCUGGGCGCCCGCGGCCCGGGUGACGCCUCCACUCCGCCCCGAUCAACACCGUCCCCGGCCCUCGACGUUGCGCUCUUUCCUUAGCUUUCUGCGCCCUCCGCGCCCGCGCGCGGCCCGCGCAGUUCCUCGCCACCUUCCCUGGGCUCCCUCCCGCCCCCACCCCGCUCCUCGCCUCCGACUCCCUCCCCCCUCACGCCCGCCCUCGCCUUCGCCUACCAAAGUGGAUUAAUUACACGCUUUCUGUUUCUCUCCGAGCUGUUCUCUCCCGCUGUGAGCCUGCCCGCCUCUCGCUGUCCUCUCUCCCUCUCGCCCUCUCUUUGGCCCCCCCCUUUUCACGUUCACUCUGUCUCUCUCACUAUCUCUGCCCCCCUCUAUCCUUGGUACAACAGCUGACCUCAUUUCCCGAUACCCUUUCCCCCCCGAAAGUACAACAUCUGGCCCGCCCCAGCCCGAAGACAGCCCGUCCUCCCUAAAGAAGCAGAAGAGUCCCCCCCCCAAAAAAGCCAUCCCCCCGUUCUGCCCGGUCGCACAUUCGGCCCCCGCGACUCGGCCAGAGCGGCGCUGGCAGAGGAGUGUCCGGCAGGAGGGCCUACGCCCGCUGUUCGGUUUGCGAUAACGCAGCAGGGAGGUGGGCGGCAGCGUCGCCGGCUUCCAGAUACCAAUGGGGAUGCUGAUGGGGAAGUCGAUGUUGGUGCUUCUCACCUUCUUGGCCUUUGCCUCGUGCUGCAUUGCUGCUUACCGCCCCAGUGAGACCCUGUGCGGCGGGGAGCUGGUGGAUACCCUCCAGUUUGUCUGUGGGGACCGCGGCUUCUACUUCAGCAGGCCCGCAAGCCGUGUGAAUCGUCGCAGUCGUGGCAUCGUCGAGGAGUGCUGCUUCCGCAGCUGUGACCUGGCCCUUCUGGAGACCUACUGCGCCACCCCCGCCAAGUCUGAGAGGGACGUGUCAACCUUUCCGACCGUGCUUCCGGACAACUUCCCCAGAUACCCCGUGGGCAAGUUUUUCCACUAUGACACCUGGAGACAGUCCACCCAACGCCUGCGCAGAGGCCUGCCUGCCCUCCUGCGUGCCCGCCAAGGCCGUACACUCGCCAAGGAGCUCGAAGCGUUCAGAGAGGCCAAGCGUCACCGUCCCCUGAUCGCCUUGCCCUCCAACAGCCCUGCCCACGGGGGUGCCUCUCCGGAGAUGUCCAGCAACCAGAAGUGAGCCAAAUUGUCGUAAUUCUGCAUUGUAGCACCAUCACCCUGUGACCUCCUCUUGACCAGGGACAUUUCCAUCCGGUCCCUCCACUAAGAUCUCUCAGUCCCAUUUCCACCCCACUGGGCUUCUCUCCACCUGCCCCCAUGCCCCGCCUCCCCACAUCAGGCUACUCUCUUAGGCCCCCACCAUCGGGCUGACAGAUCACAUCUUCAGAAACAAAACUGAUUGGCUUUUUCAAAAAUUUUUCCACACAGCCCUCCCCCAAAUCCCCCCCCUCCAAAUUGUAUGUAUACGUCAAAAACUUUAAAACAUCAAAUCCCUAAAUCUCACACACAUGCUUGAAACUAAUUGGCUUUUUAGAAACACCAGAAAUGCUAAUUAGCUUUAAAAAAAAUUUUAAAAAUAAUCCAAUUGGCUAACGAAUACUAAAAAGGAAUUAAUUGGCUGCAAAGCAAUUGGCAAAAUAAAAGAAUUUGGCAUGCCCCGCCCCCCCCCUUCCUCCUUUCCCGUUGGACCUUGAGUCAAAUUGGCUUGGACUGGGUCCCUGAACCCAAGAGAAAGGAAGGGGAACUGGAAAUUUUGCAGGUGGGCAUGUCCUUCCUUCUGUGCCAUCUCCCUUGUCACAACUUUAGAUCAGGCACUUUCAGUGUAAUUGGCUGUUCAACAACAACAGCCACCCAAACUCAUUCUUCACUCACCUUUCCGUCCAGUGUCACCAUAGGGCUGGUGGAGGAACCCAGUGAGACCAGAGAAGGGGGACGGAGCGUGAAAACUGCAAAUAAAGCUUAAUUGGCAUAGACCCCCACCCCCAAAAUCUUACAUCUCAGUUCCUACCCUAAAAAGCACAUGUCACACGCAUCCAUCAUCCACAUGAGCACACACAUGCACACACACACACACCUUCACACACACAUCACACACAGAACCUCACACGCACACACACACACAUCACAUACACAACCCUGACACAU